Messenger RNA from Gaeumannomyces tritici R3-111a-1, 882 nucleotides. RefSeq lists its product as hypothetical. The record is from RefSeq and is a predicted model, not a curated record. Lineage: Eukaryota; Fungi; Ascomycota; Sordariomycetes; Magnaporthales; Magnaporthaceae. The transcript is spliced from 4 exons. Gene Ontology annotation, molecular function: phosphatase activity. The coding region runs from base 1 to 882 and encodes 293 amino acids.
AUGGCUCCGAGGAAUGAAAUCUUGGCCAAGUACGGCCGCCCCAACCUUCCAUGGCACAUUAAGGCCCAGAUGAUGGGCCGCCCAGGUAUGGAGGCCGGCAUGAUUUAUUGGGCCUGGGCUGAGCUGACCAUUACACCCGAGGAGCACGCCGCGGAGCUGGCCGCGCACCAGCGGGAGAUAUUCCCGUCUGCCGCGCCCCUGCCCGGCGUGGAGAAGCUCCUUGGCGACCUCUCCGACACCCACCAGGGCGGCGGUGGCGGCGGCCACAGGGUGCACCUUGCGCUCGCCACGUCGUCGAGCCGGGCCAGCCUCCCGCUCAAGACGUCGCACCUGCCGCCGACCCUUUUCGCCGCCUUUGAGGUGGUGGUGGCGGGCGACGACGAGCGCGUGUCUGCCGACCGCGGCAAGCCGCUGCCCAACAUCAGCAUCUACCUGGCGGCGCUGCGGGGGCUCAACGAGUCACUGCUGCCGCUCAUCGACGACGACGACGGGGAGGAGCACGUCCAGGGCGUCGAGGCGGCCCGCCGCGCCGGCAUGCGCGGCGUCUGGUGCCCCCACCCGAUGUUGGAGCGCGAGCUCGGCGGCGUCGGCGGGCACGCCGAGGUGCUGGCGGGCCUGACGGGCGCCGCUGGCGCAGAUUUUGAGGCAAACACGCUCGGCGAGAUCGGAGACGGCUGGGGCGAGUACCUGCCCUCGCUCGAGAAUUUCCCGUUUGCCAAGUACGGCAUCGUCUUGGCUGAGAAGGAUACUUCUCCCUCGGAGGAAUCCGGUGUCACCGUGCAAGACUUCGAAUUUGCCAGAAUGUUAUACGGCUGCCUAUCGAAAGUAGCUGCCAAGCAAAUAUGCGUGGCAAACACCAACGACGCUUCAAAGCCCAUCUAG